Messenger RNA from Syngnathus acus (greater pipefish), 4527 nucleotides. It is a transcript of the gene zic1, whose product is annotated as zic family member 1 (odd-paired homolog, Drosophila). Gene Ontology annotation, biological process: central nervous system development; regulation of transcription by RNA polymerase II. NCBI's taxonomy places the organism in Eukaryota, Metazoa, Chordata, Actinopteri, Syngnathiformes, Syngnathidae. The record is from RefSeq and is a predicted model, not a curated record. Gene Ontology annotation, cellular component: nucleus. Bases 1211 to 2593 code for a protein of 460 amino acids. The transcript has 3 exons. Gene Ontology annotation, molecular function: DNA-binding transcription factor activity, RNA polymerase II-specific; RNA polymerase II cis-regulatory region sequence-specific DNA binding.
UUGAAAAAUGGGAAGGAAUCAAAUUGUGAUUUCAGCGAAAGAAUGUGGGAAGUUGUUGACAAGAACCAAAAUACAAGAAAUGUGGGAAAUUCUAGAAAAGUUUAGAAAGCGACACACCCGGCACAUGUGCAGCCCAUCGGGAAGGGAUAAAUUAUCAUCAAAAUGUUUAAUAAAACAGGUUAAGGGGCAAAGGGGGUGUCUAUGAAAAUAUAAGAAAAGUUUAGAAACAUGUUGGGAAUGUGUAGCUCAUUGUAAAGGAACUAUUUUUGGUGAGUUAUUUCAUGCACACAAAAAACCGUGGAACGUUUGCAAAAAGACUGCAUAGCUGUACAAAAAGAUGUGACUUUCUGUGUUUACAAUGGGAAUCAUUUUCGUAACAAGUAGGUAAAUUUUAAUUAAACAAAAAAUUGACGAUGACAGAAAAGCUCAACGUUAGCUUACCUCAUCAGUUUUAGUUACCAUGCAAGUUAAAAAAAAAAGUAUUGUUUACCAAAAGCCUUUAAAUUUGACUUUUAUGCUCGGCUAACGUCAUUACAAAUUUGCAAACUUGGUGCAAAAUGUCUCGAACACCAACAGUGAAGGCACCUUUCUAUUUUGACUGUUAUAUUAAUGCCAAAUGUUCUUUUUUUUUCCUCUUCCAAAUCUUUCAAUCCACCCCGCAAAAAAAAAAAAAAAAAACCUGCAUGGAUUGAUGAUGCAAAGAGACCAAUCGUCUUGCUACGUGGAUUGUUAUUUGUUGAGUGGAUGUUAUUGAGGGAGAUGGGGGGGCUUGUAGGCGCCGACCAAUCGACGAGCGGCCGGGUCCUCACGUGACAGCACCCCCCGCUCCCACCCCUCCCCAUUCAUCAGGGCUGGACCGUGUUGUCUUUGCAAUUCAUUUAUCUGCAGGAAUGAUUGCGACUAUCAGUCUGCAGCUCAGCGCCCGAGCGAGGAGGUGAAAGUCACGCCACGGGGAGAUCGAGCGUCCCAAAAACAAAACACGAGAGACAAUAGCGCGUGGGUUUCUUUUUUUUUUCCGGGGGGCGCGUGGGCGUAAGAUGUGCGCGAGAAGGGCGCCGUAGAAAGUAAACAAGACUCGGGCGAUUUCGGGGGAGUUGGGACGAGAUAGAGAAAGUGAAGGAGAGGGGGCGGGAGGGACGAAUAUCUGUGCGUGAUUUUUUCACCCGUGUCUUCAGUCGCGUCGGCGCGCGCACAGACCGAGUGGGCGAAGAUGCUCCUGGACGCCGGACCCCAGUACCCCGCCAUAGGAGUGACCACUUUCGGCUCUACGCGGCACCACUCGACGGGCGAGGUGACGGAGCGGGAGGUGGCGCUUGGUAUCAACCCGUUCGCGGACGGCAUGGGCGCCUUCAAAAUCAACCACGGCUCCCACGAGCAGACGGCGUUCUCCACGCAGGCGCCUGCCGGCUACGCGGCGGCGGCCGCCCUGGGCCACCACCACCAUCACCACCACCACCACCCGGGCCACGUGGGCUCUUACUCCACGGCGGCCUUCAACUCCACGCGGGACUUUCUGUUCAGGAACCGCGGGUUCGGCGAGGCGGCGGGUGCGCAGCACAGCCUCUUCGCUUCGGCGGCGGCAGCAGCGGGCGGCUUCGCCGCGGGACCCCACGGACACUCGGAAGCGGCGGGCCACCUGCUCUUCCCGGGGCUGCACGAGCAGGCGGCGGGCCACGCGUCCUCCAACGUGGUCAACGGCCAGAUGCGCCUGGGCUUCGGUGGGGACGUGUACGGUCGCGCCGCGGCCGAGCAGUACGGCCACGUCACGAGCCCGCGCUCAGACUACGCGUCCACGCAGCUGCACGGCUACGGCCCCAUGAACAUGAACAUGGCAGCGCACCACGGCGCCGGGGCCUUCUUCCGCUACAUGCGGCAGCCCAUCAAGCAGGAGCUCAUCUGCAAGUGGAUCGAGCCCGAGCAGCUGGCAAGCCCCAAGAAGUCGUGCAACAAGACGUUCAGCACCAUGCACGAGCUGGUCACUCACCUGACCGUGGAGCACGUGGGGGGGCCGGAGCAGACCAACCACAUCUGCUUCUGGGAGGAGUGCUCCCGCGAGGGCAAGCCCUUCAAGGCCAAGUACAAGCUGGUCAAUCACAUCCGCGUGCACACGGGCGAGAAGCCCUUCCCGUGCCCCUUCCCCGGCUGCGGGAAAGUCUUCGCGCGUUCGGAAAACCUGAAAAUUCACAAAAGGACGCACACGGGUGAGAAGCCGUUCAAGUGCGAGUUCGACGGCUGCGAUCGCCGCUUUGCCAACAGCAGCGACCGCAAGAAACAUAUGCACGUGCACACCUCCGACAAGCCCUACUUGUGCAAAAUGUGCGACAAGUCCUACACGCACCCGAGUUCCCUGCGCAAACACAUGAAGGUACACGAAGCGAGCAACCCGGGCUCCCAGCCGUCUCCGGCGGCCAGCUCGGGCUACGAGUCGUCCACGCCCCCCACCAUCGUGUCCCCGUCGGCGGAGAACCCGAACAGCGGCAGCUCCAUAUCGCCCACGGCCCCCGUGGCGGUGCAGCACCACGCCGCCACCACCACGACAGCGGGCAGCCACAGCGGCGCGCUCACGUCCAAUUUCAAUGAAUGGUACGUGUAAAAAAAAUAUUUUGGGGGGAAAUUGGGUGGGUUUAAAAAUGGAAAGGUGUUUUUUUUCUGGACUGCAAAGACUUUUUGGAGCGUGGACUGAAAGAGUGCAUGGACCAAAAAAGAGAAAAGAAGAAGCCAACUUUUCUUUAUUUUUAACUAAGGACUGCUCCAAAAGUUGCAAAAAGGGGGGCGUAGGGGGAAUUGUUUUUGUACAUACCACAACCAAGAUGGAAAAGAAACAUACCUGUAAUAUUUUAUUUUGUAAAUAUCUUAAGGUUGUGAAGAAAAAAAAUUGUGCUCCCUUGGUAUAUGGACAAUAGACGCCACUGAAGAAGAAUGUUCUAGUCGUGUACCAAAUGUGAAUGAUCACUAGUAUUACAAGGUCGAGCUUAUAGUAUUAAAUGUGCUCUCUUUUUUUCCGCCAUCAUGUAUAGCCAGACACCGUGCAGCAUUCUCGUCCCUAAAGGUCCCGUUGGAGUAGCACACUUUUAAUCCUUGUUGUUAUUUAAAUGUCAUGUCGACGAAAUCGUCUCGAAUAGUGAAAAAAAGCCUGAACAAUUCCGUGUCAACCUGUUUAUUAUGUAUACGUGAUAAAUAUACACUAAAAGUUACCUGUGUUGUCUGAAAGGAAGUAUUAUUAUUAUUAUUAUGAUUAUUAUUAUACAUGUAUAACUAGCUCAAUUUUCCAUAUUUAUCCGCAUGUUUUUAGAAGUGGUCGGUAUUUAUGGAGAAAUGCGCUCGUAUGUCAAAUUUAGUUUCGAUUCACCAACAACACAAAAAAAUGUUUGGAUACAUUUUCGUACUAUAUUCAACGAUUAAAAAAAUACAAAUGCAAAAAAAAAACAAUGCGUUGGGCUUGAUUUAAUUAGUUAUAGCAACCGAUUGCAGAUGACUUCUUCCCUGAUUGUUGUCAUUUGCGGAACAACAAAAACUCGAAAACGAAUAUUUAAUAACUGCCCCCCCCAAAAAAAUAUAAUUUCAAAAAAUAGCCACGUGACUCAUUAAAGUUGGAAUCGCUUGAUUGAUUUAAGGGAAACGUGCAAUUGCCAGCGUGUGUUUGCAACUUUAGUCAAUACGAAUUGCCGCCCACACACGCGCACACACACAUCUACCCUAGCGCCCCCUUCUUUCUGUUUAUCCAAAUUAACAUCCAUCACUUUUGCCCCGCAGUAAUGUGCAAAUUUAAUCGAUUAAUCACGCCGGUUGUUCCUUUUGUGUAUACACACAAAAAAUAAGUUGGCCUUACUUAAUUGUUGGGGAAUCUCAUUUUGCAAUCUAAUUUAUUUCCGUUUGUGGGAUCGCCUGGAUUUAUAAGGGGGGUGAGGGGCAGUGAAGGGGAGGGGGGGGGGGGUGCAGCAGUGCAUGAAAAGCAUGAAAAGUGAACCCCCCAACUCAAGACCCCCUCUCUUUUUUUUCUCUUUAUUGUUUGUCUGCAGCUUGCUUGAGCGGCCCAUUAGGCAGCCAGAGAUCACGUCGUGAUCGUCGUGCAUGUGACAAGUCUUUGUCAGCAAUGCACGGACAGCAAAAAAAAAAAAAAAAAAGGAGGGGGGGGGGGGGGCAGCUAGUGGCAUUUUCGUUAUCGGGGGAAAAGUAGUCAAAACACGAGAUCAUGUGCUAGCGUGUGUGGUUGUGUGUGUGUGUGUGUGUGUGUGUGUAUGGGGGGGGGGCAAAAUGCAUGCACCAUCUUGUUGGAAAUGUAUUGAAAUGUAUUCAUAUUUCCCUUUUCAUGGACUAUUACGUCCGGGGGGUGACGCGGAAAUGACUUUUUCGACUCUAUUUAACAAUGCUGUCGUCAGGCAGAGUCCAUUGCAUUCUUUCGAACACACACGUACACGCGCGCGCACGAUCGCAACAGCAGAUGCCUUCAAAAAUGUUUCUUUUUUUUUUUUUUUUUAAAGGGACAUUACAUCGUGCACUGCAUCACACUGAUGAUUGUUUUUAAAA